CGAUGAAUCUUCCAAAGAAGGUGACAUUUUUAAAUGCAUUCGCACCAGACACCCUGUUGUUAGGAACUGCUGGCUGCCAUUAAGCGUAACAAUGGACUCUGUCAGUGAUUGUGACCGUGAACUAGAUUUGCUUAAUAUAAGUUGGACCCAGACUGAAAGUCAAAAUGAUCAACCAGGAGAAAAUAUCCCGAACAUCAGUGAAGAAUACAAAACUGUUUCACUGCAUUGGGGAACGAAAAUAUAUACCGGUGGAAAAUCAAUGUGAUGGAAACUUUGACUGUACUCUUUUGUCUGACGAAUGUCUAUGUGAAAAAUCGCCCGCAAUUUGCCAAGAUAUUUGCUACAAUAGACACAACAACUCUAAUGUUGCUGGGGAACCGUGUUUCCAGUGUCCUUUUGGAGAGAUUAAGUGCACGGAUAGAUGCAUUAGCCGUGAAAAGGUAUGCGAUGGUAAAGCCGACUGUUCAAACGCAAAUGAUGAAAACUUCUGUACAUCUGCUGUGCAAUGUGCUAAAGGCAAUGGAAGUAUUUGUUCGCCAUCUUUUCAAUGUCAUACAUCAGGUACAACGAACAUUCCCGGUUUUAUUGGAAAACGAGCCCACCUUUGUGACGGUCAGCCACAGUGUAUUCACUUCGAAGACGAAUGUUCAAGUGAAUUAUGCUCCAAUCCGUUGCCGGAAUAUUGUCACCACGUGUCGCUGUUGGUCGGCAUUGGCUUUUACUAUCGUUGUAAAGAAGGCGGAGUAUUUCUGAAAGGACCCCAAGUAUGCGAUGGAUUUUCACGCGACUGUCCUGAUGGAGACGACGAACUAAACUGCCCGAACCGAACUUAUUGCCAAAAUUUGGCAACAGAAUCAUCUUUUACUGGCGAAGGACAGAUUCACAUUUCAACGACACAGAUCUGCGAUGGUGUGAUUGACUGCCAAAACAAACAGGAUGAAAUGAAUUGCUCGCAGCAUUAUUAUUGUACAGGAGGGGAACCGUUUUUUAUUCCUAUUCGUUUCAUUGCUGAUGGAAAAGCUGACUGCUUAGACAGCAGUGAUGAAUGCCCACCGGACAGUUUUCAGCGAAACAUAUUUGCUUCGCGAGAAGAAAUGAUCAAGUCACCGGUACUCCGUUAUCUAGUAUGGAUAAUUGGAGGUCUUUCUAUAGCAGGAAACGUUACCGUCCUUUUUGAAACAUUUUACGGCCUGCUCUGGUCAGAUGAGCGUUUUCGGAACAAAAGACCGUUUGCAAAAGUCAACCAUGUUUUAGUCAUCAACCUCGCUUUAGCUGAUUUACUCAUGGGUGUUUAUCUAUUGUUGCUCGGUACUGAAGCAGCUUGGCGCUCUGGGAGCUACUGUAAGGACGAUAAGUCAUGGCGAAGUUCCGACAAAUGUGGGUAUCUGGGGGCAUUGACUGUAGUUUCAUGCCUGGCUUCAGUCUCCAUUCUCUUGCUACUGACAUCAUAUCGCUUGUACGGCGUGUUUUGGCCGUUUCGAAGUCAAAGGGUGAAUUACAAAACGACGAUGCUCUUUGCGAUCUCUGCUUGGUUAAUCGCUCUGUUAUUAGCGUUUAUUCCCCUGAGUCCACUUGUUUCGUAUCAUUACACCUCUCAUCUUUGGAUAAGCCACAACCCGUAUUUCACAAGCGAUGUUGUGGAAAGAGAUGCGCUUCUGCAGUUCUGUCGUCGCUUUACACUUUAUCAAGACGUUCACCAAAACCAGUCGCACGAGGUCGCUGUGGAGCAUUCAAAAAUUUGGUUGGAUAAUACUUGGAACGUAUUUGGAAAAACUAUUGUGGAUAAAAUUGGGAGUUUUCGCGGCGAAUUCGGAUACUACAGCGUGCACAGUGUGUGCAUGCCCAAACUUUAUGUGACGACAAAAGACGUUGCAUGGAGACAUUCGAUGAUUAUCAUUUUUUUCAACUUCUUCUCAAUUCUAUAUAUUUUGGCCGCUUACUUGCUUAUCGCCCUUAAAAGCAAGAAAAGAGUGACGAAAUACGGAAACAGCAUGAGUUCCAGGCACAGUUCGAUGUUUCGACGAAUUACAUACCUUGUGAUAAGCGACAUAGCUUGUUGGCUUCCCGUCUGUACUAUGGCGUUCAUGAACAUUUCUGGUUACAAAAUCUCGGAAAAUGCUUAUGCUGUCUCUGCUGUAGUUCUGUUACCAAUCAACAGCGCUCUUAACCCAUUAUUGUAUUCGAACGCUGUUCAACAUUUGCUUAUCAAGUUGUCUUGCGGAAAACGAACGAUGCAAAGAAACCCUACCUCCACAACCCGUAUAGAAAACCCGCUUCACCAGCGUGGGUUACGGUUAGGAAAAAUACAACACAAUGAAACCUUUAACCGGAAUAACGGAGAUCCUGGGAACACAAGACUGCGAAUUCCGGAUGUUAUUCCUGAUCAGGAUGGAAAAACAACAUCCAGUGCUCUGCUAUCUACAUCCAUGUAAAAAGCAAAGACGAUAUUAUACCCAAACUGCUGUUUAAAAUCGAAUGCUUUGAUGUACUCUGUUCGUCAAGGCUUAUUUCGUCGAACAUUUUUAAACCCAGAUUAGUAAAAUUACUAAUACAAACAUUCCUGCAUUUUCAAGGUUGUUAAUAUAGUAGGGUGGGGGAAGAUGGUACACCUUAUCAAUCUAUUUUCCUGUUCCAUUCUGUAGUAAACAAAGAAUUAAAGAAUCUUAUCUUCCCGACUUCCAUAGACCGUUGUUAAUUGUUUAAAACACGGUCAGAAUAUUUUGAUAUUAUGUGCUAAAGGUGUCCCGUUUUUCCCCACCCUAUUAUAUAUGAAAGUACAGCACUUUUCAUAUUGUAAAAGUUCAUUAAAUUUAAUGUACUAAAACGUGGGUCAUAGAACUUGUUCAUUCAAGGUUAUAAAAUCCAAGUAUCUUUGGUAUGCCGGUUCUGUUGACUUUGCGACACAAGCGUCUGUAUGUCGUGGUUCGCGAGUUCUUUUAUAUUGUCAUACGCACUCUGUUCGUAGGUUAUGUUUGCGUAAAUGCGUCACUAUGUUACAAAUUUUCUGAAAAUAAACAGACAGAUGCGCAAGAGCAAA
Messenger RNA from Ciona intestinalis (vase tunicate), 3037 nucleotides. NCBI's taxonomy places the organism in Eukaryota, Metazoa, Chordata, Ascidiacea, Phlebobranchia, Cionidae. The record is from RefSeq and is a predicted model, not a curated record.